Molecule: messenger RNA, 7051 nt
Organism: Struthio camelus australis
Lineage: Eukaryota; Metazoa; Chordata; Aves; Struthioniformes; Struthionidae
Source: RefSeq, a predicted model, not a curated record
CCCGCGUGGGGUUUACCUGGCGGCGGUGUGGCGUGGGGCGCCCUUCCCCGCAUACGGGUUGGAUAUAAAAACUUGCGCUUUGCUUUUGAGUGGAAGCGUCCUUUUUUUGUAACCUUCUGAGGAAACUCAGCUCUCGCUUACACUGGGGUCGGUGCACGGGGUCUAGUAACGCCUCUGGGUGAUCCCGCACUUCAAUCCCUGCAGGAAUAAAAGCGCGGCCUUGGCCCCGCAUAUUUUCCUUUAGAUGCACCGGGCUGCCUGAUCUCCUUCCACCCUAAGGACAGCUGAUCCACGCAGCAGUAAAGGUCCAUCCAGCAAGUAUCCUGCUCCUGUGGGUGCUGAGGAAGAGUAUAAGGAGAGGACAAGUCUACAGCAUUAUUGCUUUUAUUUAUUUACAUUGAAGUGGUGCCUAGAGCCUCUGGCCAAGAACAGGGUUACGUCCCUCCGGCACUGCGCAGACACGAAGAGAUAGCCCGUGCGCUGAAGGGCUGAACAACAUGUUCUUGAGGCCAACCUGGCAGACACUCAGUUUCCAUCCCCUGAUGUCUAUGUGAGUCCCUGAACCUGGCUUCUAGUCAGCACCUUGCAGAGGAGAAGCCGUGGUUGCCUUGGGAGAGCCGAUUGCCACCUUUCAGGCCAGCGAGCUAACGGCAAGAGCCCCUGCUGUUCGCACCCGCUUCUCACCAGGGCUGGUUGAACGUGAAGAGGUUACUGCGUCUUGAACAGCAUCCGAGUGCCAGCAGUUUGGACACCAGAGCGACGUGUCUGAGUGAUGUGCUCCAUUCUGGGGAUCUGGCAGCUGCCCGUUGCAUCUGCUGGAGCUUCAUGGGCACAAAGGCCACAUUCCCCAGUGCCAGGCUCCCAGCCGCAACACAUAGCGUGAUGACUGCCAUCCUGGAGCGGAUAAGCACGCUGUCCCUCAGCGGGCAGCAGCUCAGCCGUCUCCCCAAGCUGCUGGAAGAUGGCUUCCCAAAGAUGCCUUGCACUGUCAAAGAGUGUGAGGUGCCACAGCUCUUCCGGGAACCAUACAUCCACACUGGGUACCGUCCCACUGGCCAGGAGUGGCGGUACUACUUCUUUAGCCUCUUCCAGAAGCACAAUGAGGUGGUCAACGUGUGGACUCAUCUCCUGGCAGCUCUGGCCGUCCUGCUGAGGUUCAAGACGUUUGUGGAGGCUGAGCAGUUACCAGUGGAUGUGUGGUCCUUGCCUUUGCUCAUCUUUAUCCUGUCCUCUGUCACCUACCUGACCUGCAGCCUCCUGGCCCACCUCCUGCAGUCAAAAUCAGAGCUGUAUCACUACACCUUCUACUUUGUGGACUACGUCGGAGUCAGCAUCUACCAGUAUGGUAGUGCCCUGGCCCAUUUCUACUACAGCUCGGACCAGGCCUGGUACGACAAGUUCUGGCUUUUCUUCCUCCCGGCAGCUGCUUUCUGUGGCUGGCUCUCUUGUGCUGGCUGCUGCUACGCGAAGUAUCGGUACCGACGGCCUUACCCCAUCAUGAGGAAGAUGUGCCAGGUGAUCCCAGCUGGGCUGGCGUUCGUCUUGGAUAUCAGUCCUGUUGCACACCGGGUGAUCGUGUGUCACCUGGGAGGCUGUGAAGAAGAUGCUGCUUGGUACCACACAUAUCAGAUAUUGUUUUUCCUUAUCAGUGCUUAUUUCUUCUCCUGCCCAGUCCCUGAGAAGUACUUCCCAGGAUCCUGCGAUAUUGUUGGCCAUGCCCACCAAAUCUUCCACACAUUCCUGGCCAUCUGCACUCUCUCACAGCUGGAGGCCAUAUUAUUGGAUUACAAGAAUAGGCAGGAGAUCUUCCUAAAGAGGCAUGGGCCCCUCUCCAUCUAUCUCACCUGUGGCUCUUUUUUUGGUCUGGUGGCUUGUAGUGCCAUCACAGCUUACAUUCUGCGAUGCCGGAUCAAGGCCAGUCUGGCUAAAAAGGACUGCUGAGAGAGUCACGAAGAUGAUGGACAUGACUUCACCUGGCCAGUGAAAACCAGGAAGAGGGGGAUAAUAUAUUAGAGACAUCACUGGCUUGUUUGCCUAACACGCUCUGACUAACCUGGACCCUGUGGACUGGGGUGGAGGGCUGCAUACUUAAUUCUGGAUGCAUUUUCACAGCAGGGGCUGCCUUCUGCUGUGCAGGGGGACAUGGAGUAUUUUAAACCAGAACAAGUUGCUUAACCAAGGAUGCUAGAAUAGCAGAGGUUUCUUGUUCACACUAGUAAACCUUCAGGGAAUGUCAUACUGAAUGUCAGGGAAGGCAGCCUGAGGGCUGUGAGACGGCAGAAUGGUCUCCUGGGGCUCACAAAGUAGCAGAGAACACAUCUUGAGGAUCAUGGGUGAAUGUGACUACCUGUCUGGGUUUUGCCAUCUCUGCUGUGCUUGGGGGGACCCUAUUACCAUUGAAGGCAGUAGCAAGGCUUCAGGUGGAGUUAACAUUUCUGGGGUUCAGCUGCAAGGGUGCGUGCGAUGCAGUGCCUGGAUUAGUCCUUUGUGCUCCAGCUAGGUUAAGCCAGGUUAUCUCUACAUUUACGCUUCUCAAGACCUCAGUGCCAAGUUGCUGAGAUGGCACUGGCAAAGUAUAUUUGCAGACCUAGGCCUGACGUAGAGCCCUCUAGGAUGAACUGAGUCUGAACCUAAGCCCUGUGUUUGCUGGCAGUUGGUGUGGAUCCAGCCAUCCCUGGCACAGGUGGGGAUUUGAGGUCAACUCUGUCUUCUCUUUCUACGUGAUUGCACCGUCAAUAGAAGAGCUACUUAACAAACCCAGGGAGUCAGACAGUCACAAAAACAGCAAGGUAGGCCCUUUCUCAGUUGUUUGAAUUUGGCCAGCUUAGGGGCAAUACUGCUGGCAGUUUGGUAGCCUACAAGCCAGCUCCUUAAAGGCUCCUCACUUCCAUUUUAAGUGCUUAGCAACUUUUGAGGAACUACGCCUGUGUCUUGCAAGGUGGAACUGGUUCUCAGAGCCUUCUUCAGUAGCGAAGUAUUUCUUCAUUGGCAGAGACUGAGCACUCCUAAGGCCCUCAGCCAGCAUUCAGGGCCCUGUUACCCAGAAGGGGAGACAAACAGGUCAUGCUCGGUAGAUUUCAUGUGGGUGAAUCAUUUUGGCUGCCCGUGUGAUGGGUUUAUGCACUCCUGCAUAGACUGACUCCAUGUUGUCUGCCUAGAGAGUCCGACUGGCCUCCCUUGUGGUCAACACAGUGUAGGUGUGAUCUUUCUGAUACAGGCAAAGCUCUGGGCCCUGGGCCUCCAACAGCCCUAGUAUGGUCUUGGCCAAAAGAGGAUGAUGGUGAAGUGGAUAUGACGUCUUAAAUUCCCUCUUAACCAUAGGAAAGGUGAUUUUCAGCACUCUUGGCAGUCCUUAGCUGGCCUCAUGGGGAAGCUCACCUUGAAGCUGCAAGGUUGCACUUCUCUGACCUAUAGGACUGUGAAUCUGCCAAUGCUGAUUUUUAUCAGCAUUAGAUGAAGGUAGAAAUUAAAUAGUCAGGGCAGGGGCAAAGAAAUUGAGAUUGAAAAUGAGCUAUCUGUUCUUCCUUCUAUUAAUCCUGCUAGUGCCCUUAGAGUCUCUUCUUGUGCUCAAGGCAGGAUUUUCCUGUGGGCAGGUUUCUCUUGCACUUUCUCCAUAUACAGCUCCUUACUCAUGUCCAUGGGACAGACAGAGCACAAAAGCAACAGCUGUGCACUGGCAGGGGGGUUAGAGGAAACAGCAGAAGGCAGGAGCAGGGUGACAGCAGGAGUCUUAUUCAGCAUUAGGGUCUUGUGUAACCUUAGGAUGGCUUUGUCCUUGGGACUUGGUGUUUUCUGUGGGGCGUAGCAAUGAUAGCUGGUCAGGGACACUUCAUGGCCAUGGGUCACUCCUGUCCAAAAUGUAGCAAGGGUUGGUUUGCUGUGUCCCCAAGUAGACGAGUCCCCUUUGUGCUUGCUGAUAGGAAUUUCAGAUCUAGGAGCCCCAUUGUUGCAUUGAAACUGGUAAUACUUUCAGGGCUGGAUGCUCAGAGUUGAAGCAGCCAUAUGGUCCUAACCAGCCUAAACACCUGCUGUUCAGCCCUCGCUUUCCAUGGUAAACCUUGCUGUGGGUCCUGCCAGCUGUACCCUAUGCAAGACCUGCAGCUUUAAAUGCCUUCACAUCAGGCCAGUUUCCAGGAGGUGUAAAUCUUUCCUAAAAGCAAAGAAGUUAUGAGAUCUACUCCAGCCACAGAUUUGUCCCAUUGAGUCCAAGGAUAGGCAAAUGAAUCGUGUUUGCUGGUACUGGGCAGGCAGAGUUUAGGGAUGGGGAUAUGGUUUGUCAUGACAAGCACUGACUUCUGCACUUGAUCUGUUUUUUAACUACUGGAGCGUGCAUGUGUGCAUGUGUGUGUGUGUGUGUGUGUGUGUGUGUGUGUGGAUGGUUUAAUAUUUAGAAAGGUCUUGUUUCUUCUUUUUUAUCUGUAGAGCUUCCUAGCUGCAUCAGGAUCAGUCUGAAGGAAACAGUGCCUCGAUGAUGGAGAAGCUAGGGGGAGCAGACCACAGGAUCUCUGAAAACUAAUCUGUUUAUUAGGUGGUUUGUUGUGUCGUGUCUUGUGGACAAAUCUGAAACUCAUGUCAUUAUUGACAAAUUAAAUGCAAAAGUGGGGGGUUAUUUUUGAUUACAGGAGGUGAAGUCAUAGGAAAGACUUCAAGAGGUCUCUUAGUCCACCCCUUCCUCUUACUGUCUGCCUCCUGCUUCACACCUAGCCCAGCUAGAAGCACCUAGAAGUUGUUAAUGGCUCAGUUGCCUGCAGUGUAUUUUUGACGGUACAGCCACAUUGACUUAACAGAAAAUUGCCAGGGAAAGGGACAGUCCCACUAACACCUCCUCGUGCCUCUUCCCUUGCACAGAAUCUCAUUUGACCUCAGAGUGAGCCAAUGCAGGGAGAUGGACCUGCAGACAACCACCUCUAGUGAAAAAAAGGUGACUAAUUUUCUGCUGGUUUUAACUUUCAGCCAGCUCACUUGGACAACACCACUGCCUGCAGGGAAGGGUUGGGUACACAAAGCUGAAGCGGAGGCAAACAGCAGUUCUUCCUUACAACAGCAGUUGGUUACUUGACUGUCUUAGCUGAUGGACUGCCCCCUUCAUGGUCUCUGCCACUUUACUUUUGGGUCUCCUCCCAGUUCAGGGAAUGACUUCCAGUGGGAGCGUUAUUUCUUCUCAGAGACAAACUUGCCUUGCUUUUGCAGUAGUUUAAAGCAAAAGAAGCCACCUAGUGUGGAUCUGGCUGGGAUAAACGGGUUUCUGUGCAGGAAGGGGAGUAAGCCGGGCUGGUCCACUGCCCCUUUCUGUGCUAAAAAUGAGAAGGAGAGGGCAUUGCUGCUAAUAACAAGCCCUGCUCUGCUGCUCACCUAGAGUUAUACUGGUACUGAAGGCAGGGAUCACCCAGGCCUUUCCUUCUCUAAGAGUCUGAAAAUAGUUAAUAUGUCCUGUCCUAGGCAAAGGAGGAUAAAUACAGCAAUGCCAUCCAGUUCCUCUCACUGGGAAGAGGAGGUGCCUUAUGGCUCUUCUGAGGUGAGAGGCUGCUCCUGGCAUUUCUGGUCACACCAUGUCAUCUCCUCCCUGGUCUAGUAGAAGUGAAACUUUGGCCAGAAAGAGAACUUUCUGGAACAAUUCUGUGUGUGAUGGUGGUGGUGAUUUGACCUAUUCCCAUGUUACCCCUCAGGUGAUGCCACCCGUGUCCCCAUGUGACCCUGCACUCAGACCUGGAGCUGACCUCCUGGUUACUAUGAUGGGCUGAUGUAGCAGGGAAUUGCAAUAUAGAUCGCUGCUGCUGUGGGGAAUGCACCUUUGUGUCACAAGAGGCUCGUCUACACUGGAGCUUCCUCCAUCCAUGUGUCUUUCCUCCUCCUCUUCCUCCAACCACUUAAUUUAUUUUCCUCAUCCCAAGAAUUUAUCCUUGUGCCUUAUGCACCUGGCUGCCUACCUGUGCAGACUCUGUAUGCUCUGCAGUCUGCUGCAUCUCACCUGGGCUGGGACUGGAAGGUGGCUACCAAUGCCCUCCUCAAAGCUGUGCUGUUGAUCUAGGGGAGAAGACCGUGACUGCGUCCUGAGAGAGUAAAAGUGCUGCUGUGCUAAACGCUCGGCCCAUCUGAAGGCAUCUCAGGGACUCGUGCUUUGGGCUCAGGGCCUGGAGUGCACCUUCUUCCAUCCUGGUGCUCCUCUAAGGAGGCAUGGCUGGAAGGCAUGUGACCAGCUGCAGGGGUUUGGUGGAGAGCUGACCACCAAAGGCUGAGCACUUCUGAGAGUGAGUCAUGAAGGGACCAAGGUCCUAACCCUCUCCCGCAGGAAUCUCCAGUCCUGCAGUAGCAUUUUUGCAGCUCUUGUAGCCCCAGAUACGUACCGGUCAGCUCCUGAGAAUUCAUCCCAGCGUGCCUUAUGCUGUUCCCUUUUGGGAUUCAUCCUGUGGGGACCCCAGCUAAUACCCACUGACAGAAUUUGCUUGGUAUAAGGAGCAGACGAGGAGGAUGGAAAGAGAUGCCUUAAACUUAUAUUUACGCUGAUUGAUUUGUGUAACAGGGCAAGGACAGGUUCCUCCUGUGCCUUGCUAUUUACAUCUUUUACUGACAAGAUUGUUUUUAAGCACUGUUUGUUACUAAACAUAAGUACAAAGGCAUUUGUAUUUUUCCCUGGAAAACAGGGAAGAGUAUGAGUGUUACGUAUUAACCAUUCUGUUCCCAAUCCCCAUUUGCUGACUUUGUAUUGUUGAAAACAUUGACAAUAUUUUAAGCCUUGUAUUGCACUGAUCAUUAUUUAAACUCCUCAGUGAAAAUAGACAUGUGUAAAAGCAAAAUGAUUGGUGUGGUGUGAAAUGCACAAAUGCAAAACUAGAGAAGGUUUUGAGUCAUUAGGAAGAAAAUUUGGCCUUUUAGAGUAGGAGUGGGUAGUAAUUAUAAUUAACAGUAGGGUGCAGUUUUUAUCUGUGUAUCUCCAAGCAUUUUCCAGGCUUCACAGUAACUAUGUGAUUAUCAUUCCCUUUUCACAGAGGAGGUGCAGAAUGACUGCCUUGACACUGAUUACAGGGAUUAAAGGUCAUCAUCUGCAAAAGUA